UUUGUCUCAAGAAUCGGUUUCUGGUUUCAGAUUCUCGUUAUCGCUGCUAAGCUUUUUUGAAAAUGGCACGUGAAGAGAAUAAGCGGGCCAAACGGGCUUGGGAAUCUGUUAAGCAGUACACUGUCCGGUGUGGAAAAUGCGGGAAAUGGAGGCUCAUACCCACCAAAGAAAAGUACGAGCUGAUAAGGGAAAUGAUUGCCGAAGAAUCUUUUGAAUGCGAGAAGGCCCGCGAGUGGUGGGCCCACAUAUCUUGCGAUGACGAGCAGGAUGGAAGCUUAAAGUGGGCCAUGGACAAGCCCGGUGUGCCCAAGACCCCGGCCAGCUGGCAGCGAAUUAUACGAAUCAGGGCUGAAGGGGGCACCAAGUUUGCCGAUGUCUACUAUGUAUCGCCGUCGAACAAGAGGCUGCGUUCUAAGGUGGAGCUCGAAAGGCAUCUAGUCGAGAACCCAAAUUACAAACGAGAAGGUGUCGACAUUUCUCGGUUUUCUUUUCAAUGCCCGGUGGCUUUUGAGGCUGACUAUGUUAAUGCCAAGCGUCGAACUAUUUCGAAUUCUUCUCCUUAUAAGACUGGAUAUGCUCUUGAAUUUGUUGAAAAUGUGACUCUGAGAAGGUGA
This is a messenger RNA of Striga asiatica, 614 nucleotides long. Lineage: Eukaryota; Viridiplantae; Streptophyta; Magnoliopsida; Lamiales; Orobanchaceae. The record is from the annotation of a GenBank genome assembly.